UCGGCUCCACUCUGCGGCCCCGGCCACUCCGCGUCCUCGUCGUCCCGCGUCCCCGCCGGGGGCCAUGGGCCCGUGUCGCGAGAGCCGUCGCCGACCGCAGGCACCGGAGCCCCGGGGCGGGCGCUGACGCGGGCAUUGCUGCCAACUUCGCGCAGAGCUGCGGGCGGCGCGGGCGGCAUGAAGACGAGCCGCCGCGGCCGAGCGCUCCUGGCCGUGGCCUUGAACCUGCUGGCGUUGCUCUUCGCCACGACCGCCUUCCUCACCACGUACUGGUGCCAGGGCACGCAACGGGUGCCCAAGCCUGGCUGCGGCCAGGGCGGCGGCGCCAACUGCCCCAACUCGGGCGCCAACGCCACAGCCAACAGCACAGCCACCCCCGUUGCUGCGAGCCCGGCCGGCGCGCCCUACAGCUGGGAGGCGGGCGACGAGCGCUUCCAGCUGCGCCGUUUCCAUACUGGCAUCUGGUACUCGUGCGAGGAAGAGCUCGGUGGCCCGGGUGAGAAAUGUCGCAGCUUCAUUGACCUCGCCCCAGCUUCAGAGAAAGGGGUGCUGUGGCUGUCGGUGGUCUCCGAGGUGCUCUACAUCCUUCUGCUGGUGGUCGGCUUCAGCCUCAUGUGUCUUGAGCUCCUCCACUCCAGCAGUGUCAUAGACGGGCUCAAGCUCAAUGCCUUUGCUGCGGUCUUCACGGUGCUCUCAGGUCUCCUGGGAAUGGUCGCACACAUGAUGUACACACAAGUGUUCCAGGUCACUGUGAGCCUCGGCCCUGAAGACUGGAGACCUCAUUCCUGGGACUAUGGCUGGUCCUUCUGCUUGGCCUGGGGUUCAUUUACCUGCUGCAUGGCGGCGUCCGUCACUACGCUCAACUCCUAUACCAAGACAGUCAUUGAGUUCCGGCACAAGCGCAAGGUCUUUGAGCAGGGAUACCGGGAAGAGCCGACCUUCAUAGACCCCGAGGCCAUCAAAUACUUCCGGGAGAGGAUUGAGAAGGGGGAUGUGAGUGAAGAGGAAGACUUCCGCCUUGCCUGCCGCCACGAGAGAUACCCCACCCGGCACCAGCCACACAUGGGAGACUCCUGGCCACGGAGCUCAGCUCAUGAAGCAGCAGAGCUAAACCGUCAGUGCUGGGUCCUGGGGCACUGGGUGUGAUGUGGCCCAAGCGCCCCUGCCUUCCUGCCAUCACUGGCACACCCCUCCCACAGGACAUGGAAGCCUGGUCUCUGUGCUGUGGACUCAGCUCUCCUGUCAUGGAGACACCAGGCCUAGACUGCCACCGCUGCCUGGGUCUCAGGGCCCCAGAAAUGGGUCAAGCGGGCCUGAGGGACUGUCCAGGUGGCACAGAGACUCAGAGACAGCGGCCACCACCACACCUAGAGCUCCACCCAGCUGGAAAGCCAGGAAGAUCAUGGGCAUUGAGCACUGGAUGCUGGACACCCACAGCCAGCCACCAAGUCAAGCGGGUGCCCAGAGGGGCAGGGUCCUGUGGGGACAGGGAGCAGGGCUUAUUGAGGGAGAGGCAGUGUCUGCCUCUGCAGGGGCCACACAGCAGGCGCACAGUAGGGGCUCAAUAAAUGCUUGUUGACUCUGUUCUCUUGCUAUGUAUGGGCUGGCUCCCCCAUCAUUAACUUACCCCAGAGGUAUGAGCCCUGGACACUGAGAUCAGGGCCAGACAUUAUGGAUGAGCUAGAGUCCGGCCCAGCCUGGGGAAGAUCAAGACAGAGACAGGUGGGCAAAGCAGGAAGGGAAGGCCAGGAGCUAGAAGCAGAGCAUGUGUCCAGGAACUUCAGCAAUGUGACACCACCCUGAUCCUGGAGAUGCUUUACCCUGUGUCUAGGGCUACUUUACAUACAACCGCUGGCCCAGCUACGUGGGGAAGAUAACAAUUGCUAUCUAGACUUUGAGAGCUUGGGGUCCAGAGAGGGAAGGUUCUUGCUUGAGAUUAGAGGUGACACGUGGGACAUUAAACCAGACUCACUCCCAAAAGCCUAAUCCUGCCCUGAAGGAUUGGCAGACCCAGGCAGAAUGUGGUCUUCUCCUUCACUCAUCUACCCAUUGCCCAUCCAUGACCCACCAUCCCGCCAGCCAGCCAUUUAGUCAGCAUUCAGCCACUCAUCUGCCCAUCCAUUCAUCCAUACAAGAUCCAUCCAUUCACCAUCCACUCACCCAUCAUCCAGCAUUUACCCACCCGCCCAUCUAUGUAUCAUGACCCUUUAAUCAACAUCCACCCAUCCACUCAUAUAUGGUUUAUCUAUCUAAUCAUUCACUCGUUUAGCAGCAUGUAGCCACUCAUCACCUACCCAUCCCUCCAUCUACCCAUCCAUCCAUCCAUCCAUCCAUCCAUCCAUCCAUCCAUCCGUCCAUCCAUCCAUCCAUCCGUCCAUCCAUCCAUCCAACCGUCCAUCCACCCAUCCAUCCAUUCAUCCAUCUACCCAUCCAUCCAUCCAUACACCCUCAACUAUCCAUUCACCCAUCUAUUAUCCCUUUGUCACUCUCAUUCCCCCUUUGUCAAUCAUCCAUCCACCCAUCCAUACCUCAGCCAUCUUUAUCAUCCAGUUAUCUAUCGGUGCAUCUGUCUACAUACAGGCAUCAUCUAUUGUGCCCCUACUGUGUGCCACACAGUGUGGUAGGCCCCUGAGAUGGGACACUGAAGCUUCCAGAGAAGCAGACAAGGGGUAGAAUGGGAGGUGACAGUUCAGUGUUUGAGUGCUGGGUGUGGUACCUGCUCUGGAGUCAGACUGCCUAGCAUCAGAUCCUGUCUCCUCAGCCCCGGUGGCCUUACCCUGUAGAUGGGACUCUUCACUGUACCUACCUCUUCUAGCUGCUGGGGGUGGGGUGUGGGGAUGGCGCAGACUGGUGCCUGUGAGCCCAGGGAGCAGAGUCUGGACCAUGGAAAGCACCCUGCCAUCAUGUCAAUGGGGAGAGUUGAGUCCAUGGACCUGGGGCCUGUUGGAGACUACCUGAAGGAUUGGUGAUCAAGGAAAUGAUACCCAAGCCAUCUUGCUGAUGUCAGAUUGUGGAAGGAAGGACAGGACAGGAGAAGGCUUUCAAAUGGCCCAAAGACAAGCAUGGAGCAAAAGGAGGUUUGUGGGGAGUGGAACCAGGCUGCAGAGAGGAUUCAAAGCUUCCUCGGAGGACCUGUAGCUUGGGAACAGCUCUGGGCAGGGUGGGACCGGCUAAGGUGAGGUAUGUAGAAAGUCACCGCAGCUCCAGGCUAGAGAUGAUGAUGAGGGCAGGACUCCCGUGUGCUUGCAGCCCUAAGUGGGAGGAGAGUGCUGUGGUUGAGGAAAGAGGCCCAUGGAGGGUCGGGUGGCUGACUCAGGGGCCAUGAGGAGGGAUUGGCAUGGGAGGAGAGGACUUCAGGUGUCUGUUCUGGGUCAGGAGGAGCACCUAGGGGCAAAGGAUGACUACAUGCUUCUGUGUGCAGGUGUGCCUGUGCUCAGAGGGCACCAGAAAACCAGUAUGGGGAGCUGUGGCACGGACCUUUCACAAGUGGGAACCACUGGGCUGGGUCCUGAGCAUGGUCACUGGUCUGAAUCUGACCCUGCCACCAGGAACUCUGUAGGUCUUAGCGGUCAUCCAGGGGCCUUGUGAAGUUGGCCACGGGCCCCAGAAGGUCCAAGAAAUGAUUUUAGUUGCAAAACUGCCAUCUAUUUUAAUAGCUGUGUUUAUGUAAAUGUGUAUUAGAAAACAGUGUAUGGGCGUGUCCACGCUCCAGAUGCAGGCGCUUCUGCGUAGAGUGAACCACAAUAGGCAUUUCAGUAAAAAGAGUGUUGGCUUAAAGAAAAAUACUAAAUAAAUAAUCAUGCAAGUGGUC
This is a messenger RNA of Rattus rattus (black rat), 3811 nucleotides long. It is a transcript of the gene Gsg1l, whose product is annotated as GSG1 like. Bases 178 to 1146 code for a protein of 322 amino acids. NCBI's taxonomy places the organism in Eukaryota, Metazoa, Chordata, Mammalia, Rodentia, Muridae. Gene Ontology annotation, cellular component: plasma membrane. The record is from RefSeq and is a predicted model, not a curated record. The transcript has 7 exons.